Molecule: messenger RNA, 1346 nt
Organism: Paramecium sonneborni
Lineage: Eukaryota; Ciliophora; Oligohymenophorea; Peniculida; Parameciidae
Source: the annotation of a GenBank genome assembly
AUGUAUUUAUAAAUUAUUGCAAUUUCUCUCCUCCACACUCUAUCCUACACUUUUGAACCAGUUUGUAAUAAACUUAUUCCUAAAACAAUACAUAAUUCAUUACCUACUAAUUAAUAUAUCCUUUCAGGUUAAUUUCCAAUUAAACCGGAUUCAAAUUCAUAUUUAGCUUUCGUAUUUUAUGGUUCACAAUAUGCCUCAAACUAAGAAGUAAUAUUUGAUCAUAAUGCUACUAGCAAUUAAACUAUUAUAAAACAAUUGUAUGGUUUAAUGGAGGUCCAGGUACUUCUUCAUAAUUAGGAAAUUAUAUAGGAAUAGGACCUAUUAAUUUUAAUGAAAAGGAAAAGUUAGAGAAGAAUUAAUAUUCAUGGAACCUUAAAUAUAAUAUACUCUUUAUUGAUUAACCUAUAGGAGUAGGAUAUUCAUAUGCAUUUACAAAAGAUGAAAUACCUGAUAAUUUGGAUGAAAUUGCAUCUUAAUUCAAUUAUGCAUUUGUUUCUUUUUUAGAUAAAUGUUCACUUUCAGAAUUAUCUAAAGAAUCUAAAUGGUAUUUUGCUGGUGAGAGUUAUGCUGGAAAGUAUAUUCCUGCAAUAGUUUAUGCUUUGCUAUAAUAAUAGGAACCUAUAAUAAACCUUUAAGGAAUUAUUUUAGGUAAUCCUUGGACUGAACCUAUAGCUAUAAUAAGUGAAAUGAGUGCAUAUGCAUUUAAUUUAGGAUUGAUUGAUUUAUAAGAAAGAUAAAAAUUAGAGAAAUUGUUAUUAAAAACAUUACAUCAAAUUAAAAAUUAGGAAUACUUAAAUGUUGAGUCUAAUUUAUAAAUCUACUUUAAAGAAUUAGCAUAGAUGAGUGGAGGAAUGAAUUAUUAAAAUAUCAAAAAGUUUGGAUCCUAUGAAUAACAUAAUAAAAAAUUAGAAUAAUAUUUGAAUUCUGAGAUUGUUAAGAAUAUAUUUAAAUUUCCAUUAGCUGUAACUUUUACUCUUGUAUAAAAUUAAAUUGAAAAGUAAGGAGAAGUAUAUUAAGCAUUAAAAUAGAAUAUUGGUUAAAGUGAUGUAAUUCAUAAAUUAGAGUUUAUUAUUAAUAAGAUUCCAGUUUUAAUUUAUAAUGGUUAAAAUGAUGCACUUUGUACAAAUUCAGGUACUUAGAGAUGGGUUAAUAGAAUUCAUUAUUAGGAUUCAAAUGAAUUCAUAUAAUAAAAUUUUACAACAAUUUAAUUGAAUGAUAGAACUAUAGGAUAUAAAAAGAAAGUGGGAAAUUUGGGUUUAGUGAUUAUAAAUGAUGCUGGUCAUUAAGUACCAAGAGAUAAACCUGAAGAACUAUUUACUAUUGUAACAGGAUUCAUUGAUUUAUGA